Racocetra persica is the source of this 127-nucleotide messenger RNA. Lineage: Eukaryota; Fungi; Glomeromycota; Glomeromycetes; Diversisporales; Gigasporaceae. The record is from the annotation of a GenBank genome assembly.
AUGACAGGCCAAAUUUUGAUUAAUCGUAAGGGAAAUAAGAAUGGAUUUGAUCGAUUUUGGAAUGAAGAGAAAAGUACUCCUCCAAAUAAAGAAAUAAAUGUGAUAAAAUUAUCAUCAGUACUAAACG